CUCAGUUCUGCUCAGCUUAGAAGAGCUUGGCUCAGCUCAGCACAAUUCAGCUUAGCAAGACCCAGUUCCACUCAUCUGCUCCCAGCUCAGCUCAACACGACUCUCUUCAGCUUGGCUUGGCUCAGAAAAUCUCAGCACAGUUCAGUUCAGCUCAGCUCAGCUCAGCGUGGCUCCACUCAGCUCAGAUCGGUCCAGCUCAGCUCGGCUUGACUUGGCUUGGCAAGGCACAGCGCCGCUUGGCUCGGCAUGGCACGGCUCGGCAUGGCUUGGCAGGCUCGGCAUGGCUCAGCAAGGCACGGCAUGGCUCGGCUUGGCACAGUAUGGCUCAGCACAGCACGGCACACCCGAUCCAGCCGCAGGACCCCGCGCCCUUCGCCCCCGACCGGGACUGAAUCGGGGCCGUCCCGGGGCGGAGCCACCCGCCUGUCCCCGCCCCGCAGAGCCGGGGGCUUCGUCGUGCCCCCGCCGGGCCGGGAUGGCAGCGGGACAGACGGACGGCGGCGGGACGGCGGGACAGCGGGACGCUCCGAUCCGGGCCAGGGCUCCGCAGCGCGUCCGUCCUCACUCCUGCCGGUGUCACCGGGGGUUAUUUUCCCUUCUCCCCAUUUCUCCGGAGGGGAAAAGCGAGGGGCUGCCGUUGGUCCUAAAGGCAGAGCCCACUGGCGCUGCCCUGCGCUGACCGCCCCAUGCCCCCAUAGCGCUGUGCCGUGCCCGGGGCGAUGCUGUGAGCUCCGCUCGGAUGGUCUGAGUUCCUCCCUGCCCUCCACUCCUCCUGCCCAGAUGCAGUGGAUAAUAUUCAUGUUGCUGUUAUUCAUCAGUUCCGUGGAAAUGCUGUCGCAGAACCGAUGGAAGAAGCAAGUGAGCACCGGGCUCUUGGAGAACUGCACGGGCUGCGUCCUGUGCUCGGAGGAGAACGGCUGCAUCACCUGCCACCACCGGCUCUUCCUGCUCAUCUGGAGGGACGGCAUCCGCCAGUACGGGGUGUGCGUCCACACCUGCCCCCCCGGCUACUUCGGCGUGCGGGGUCUGGAGGUCAACAGAUGCACAAAGUGCAGGUCGCCCAGCUGCGAGAGCUGCUUCAGCAAAGACUUCUGCAUGAAAUGCAAGGAGAAGUUCUACCUGCACAAAGGCCAAUGCUUCCGGCAGUGCCCCCCCAGCACAGCGGCUCAGCCCGGCACCCGCGAGUGCCAAGAAAUAUGCGAGCCGGGGCCCUGGAGCGAGUGGAGCGCCUGCACUCACGAGGGCCGGAACUGCGGCUGCAAAUGGGGUCUGGAGACGCGGGUGCGCGAGGUGCCGGGCUCCCCACGGGAGGAGGGGGCUGCGUGCCCCGCGCUGCUGGAGAGCCGCAGGUGCCGCCUGAGGAAGCACUGCCCGGGAGGGAUGCAGAGACAGCUGGAGGGCAUCACCUGGGGGAGCUGUGACAGCCAAGUCCUCAUCCUGCUCUGAGAUGUGUCCUUGGGAUAAGGCAUCGUCCUCCCCUGCCCGGUGGUCUCCCUGAUUUUAUCCAGCCCCCAUCCCGGGGCUCCUCACCACCCCUCCCAGCACCCAGCCCAGUGGCACUGGGAUGGCAGUGGGAACCGGGAGGCGGCUGAUGUCACUUUUGGAUGCAACCAGCUGGACUGAAAGCUGCUCUAAUAAAUCUCUGCUUAAUAACUGGCAGAAAGGCAGAUUGCAUGAGAUACCGAAUCUGUGAGCCUUGGAAGGAGAUCUGAGCUACCACCCCUGGCAUUGCAGAUAUUGGAGCUGCAGGUUUGCUGUGCAUCGUGCGAGGCGGUGGCAGCAGGAGGGAAGGGCUGGAGGAAGAUGAGAAUGGCUGCAACCAGGUGUGCUGGGGCUGCAGAGCCAGGAGUGCAUCUUCACCAGGGCACCAUCAGUCAUAAAUAACGCUUCAUGCUGACAGCGUGGAGGAGCUGAUAUCCUGCCCUGCUAAAGCAGCUUUGGGGUGCCAAGUGGUGAUGAUGUAGGGAAAUGUGGCUGCACCAUCCAUGGCCCUCAAGGCUGGUGGCAGUGGGAUGUUCUGCUCUGGAGCACUGUGCCGUGCACGUGCUGGAGGUGUGUGUGCACAGCUCGGUGCCCCCACCACCAUCCCUUUGUGGGAACCAUAGAUUUGGAUACACCACAUCUCAUGGGGUGACCUGAGCUGCGAGCCCUGAGGCUGCAGGGAUGGGCUCUGAGGCACAGCCAGGUGCUGGUGGGGAUCAGCUGUGGGUCUCUCCCUGAAAUAGAAGGAAGCCCCCAGUGCAUCUGCGUGCAGCCCCAGCAGCAGGAGAAGCCCCUCUGCUCCCCGUCCCCAUGCGCCCACCCUCGCUCCCAGGCUCCUGUCCCAACCAGCCGAGUGCUGCCUUAUGGGAUCCAGAUGUUAUGGGACAGCGGGUUCGCUCGACGCGCCGAGAGCUGGAGGAAGGAGCUGCCUCAUCCCAGCACCGCGCUGUGCGAUGAGAGAUUUGUGCUACCACUUCUGAGCCGGCCCCUGGAAGCGAGCAGCAUCGGAGCUUGGCCCGGGCACAAAACCAUCCACGCCACUGUAAAUCUGCCUUGUGUCCCCGCCGCGCUCCGUUCCAGACUCUUGGCAUCCGUGCCGUGCCCUUUCCUUUGUGGGUGGCAAUUGUCUGGGAGAUCAGAGCAGAAAAACAGAGCUGAGUAGGAAAAGAGAUGGAGCCCUUGGAAAGAAGCAGCAUCUCCAGUGCUGGAAUGCACCGCUGUGCUGCUUGCGCUCUGGGUGCCCACAUGGCCCGGUGAAUCCACCUGGAUUUUGGGCAGCUCCCAAAAGUUUCCUGUUCCAUUGGAUCCUGCAGGUCUCAUACUGCAUCCCGCUUUGCUUUGGGGUCUCAGCAUUGUCCCCACUGACCUGCAGACUCAGGAGCUGGAGGGACAUUUGGGGAGGCAUGGAUGUACUCAUGUCCUCCCUGUGUCCCAUCCAUGUCCCACCAACCUGUUCCCACCUCCUCACUCCUUGCACAGAGACAAGGCUCACUGCUUUGACCCCAUCACGCAAACCUAAAGGCUUUGGGGACAUUGAGGAUUUGGGUCCAGCAAUGGGUCCUUGUGCCCACACACCCAGCACUGCUCCAGGGACAGCCCUGCAUCCCCCCCAUCCCACAGAUGGGCCUCAGGAAGGAUCCAGGUGGCAGCACUCACCCACCUACAGGAGGGCCCCUGCUGCCUAUCCCCAGUAAGAAACCCCUCUAUUUCUCCUUUUUUUUUUUC
This is a messenger RNA of Phasianus colchicus (ring-necked pheasant), 3207 nucleotides long. NCBI's taxonomy places the organism in Eukaryota, Metazoa, Chordata, Aves, Galliformes, Phasianidae. The record is from RefSeq and is a predicted model, not a curated record.